AUGGCUAAAUCCGCGACGGCCCAAAGCCACUCCACCCACGAUCCCGCGAUCGACAUGGUGGCACCACCACCUCUCACCACUGUGCCACCUACCAGACCCUCAGCUGGAUCUAGCAACCUCCGUGGCACCGCCACCGAGCAUGGUGGAACCUCCCAUCAAGGUGGGCUCGUUACCACCACUGACUUAGGCCCGGUCUUGGAGCAACUUCAAGCAUUCCCUCCAUCGCCUCCACGCUCGAUGCACUCUCCUGCAUACACCUCCAAUGAAACCCUAGCCCGAGUGCAAUUAGGCUCCACACACUUCUCUCAUCUCGAUCCACGAAGUCAAGCAGAUCUUAAUCUGAGAGUUCACCAGCUAGCUCAGAUGAUGGACGACCAAACCCUGGUGAGGCAGCUCCUCAACCAAAUAAACUUUGUUCAAAACCUUGGCCUUGGACAACCAGGCGAAGAGAGAAGGAUGGAUGAACGCACCGAUCGGCAGCUCAAUGGGUACCAAGCAGGCCCCCAGGGAGGUCAACCUAGUAACCCUCACAAUGAGGACCGUGAAGAAAGACACUCCACUACCCGCUCUCAGAGAACCAAUUCUCGUCCCCAAGCUACCGAAAAUCCAUCGCAAGUGCAGUCCACCAACACGCCUCCUAGGCAGCGUGGACAAGGGGGUCGACCCUCGCAGACCAACGAAGAGGUCAAUCAGCAUUGCUCAAAUGGCGAAGGUCGCCAACGUGAUCGACUAGCAAUGUGUGCGGAAGACAUUGAGAAGGUUGUGAAUGACCGACUUCGAGACUUGAAGACUGGUGGGAACCUCGAGGAUGCGCUACGUAAGGAGAUGGACCAGGCGAUCUAUACACAUUUCACCCCUGAAAUCGAGCAGGCUGCUCCCCUAAAGCGAUUCUCAACACCUUCAUUUAUACACUUCAAAAGGGAUUCCGAUCCCGAAAGCCACCUAAAACACUUCAAAAGUGUCAUGAUGCUCCACAAGGCCGACGACGCACUGAUGUGCAAGGUGUUUACAAUGACCUUGGGAGGAGCAGCUCAUGACUGGUUCCACACCCUACCAUCCGGAUCGAUCACCAGCUUCAAGGAGUUGGCUUACGUCUUUACCAAAGAAUACACCUCUUACCGGAUGAUCAAUAAGAACCCUAACCACCUUUAUAACCUGUGCAAGAAGUCCGACGAAUCCCUUCGAGAUUACAUCAAGAGAUUCAAAGCAGAAACGGCCAACAUUGUAGGAUGUGACGACUGGAUCGCGUCAUCUGCCUUCAAGAAAGGUCUUCCAGCUGAACACGACUUGUACCGCGAGCUGACUAUCACUCCCAGCCAGACUCUGGCAGAGGUCUACGCGACUGCAGAACAUUACGCACUCUGGGAUGACGAUCGAAUCGCCGUAAAAAAGUUUACAAAGCAGGAAGAUCAGUCGACUAAACGGGCAGGCCAAAGAAGCGAUGGAUUUAGCAACAAGAAUAAGGACAAGCGCAGGUCACGCCUACAAGGGGACGCUAAGGCAGGAGAGAACUACACCAAGUUCACCAUCCCUAUACAUCAAAUCCUAGCCCAAAAAGCACACCUUGAAGAACUCGUGAGAGAAGGCCGCUGCACGGAAUUCAUUGCGAAGGAGGCCAUCCAACGGAUUGAAGAUCAUGACACCGCCAAGGAGCUACCCCAAAAGGUCAUAAGGAUUAACACAAUCCUGGCCGACUCCGAGGAAACUGGGCUGACCAGUAAGGAAAAGAAGAGGAAGAUCGGACAGGCCACUUUGAUCUCCCAAGUCUCGACCGACCUUCCGCUAGCAGAAGACGAUCCUGUAAUCAGCUCCCAAAAGAAAGAUAUGAUCAGCCUCGACGCGCCACAUAACGACGCCCUUGUCAUCAGCAUUCAAAUUGCUCAUGCCAUGGUCGACCGAAUCCAUGCAGACGAGGGCAGUGCAGCCAACAUCCUACAAUUGGCGGUCAUCCAACAGAUGGGCUUAGAGACAAAGAUCAAUAAAUCAGCCAAGUCGCUAACUGGCUUCAAUGGCGCAACAACGGUUACCGUGAGCACAAUAGAUCUCGACGUCCACUCCCCACCAGUAUAUCAGCUCGCAAAUGUUCAUGGUCAUUGGUGA
This is a messenger RNA of Prunus mume (Japanese apricot), 2100 nucleotides long. NCBI's taxonomy places the organism in Eukaryota, Viridiplantae, Streptophyta, Magnoliopsida, Rosales, Rosaceae. The record is from RefSeq and is a predicted model, not a curated record.